CUUUCCCGGCAGGCAAGAUGGCGGCGCCCAUGCUGAGAUGCUGCUUGAGGGCAGUAUCUGCUCACGGUCCUAGCCGUAUUUUCACCAUUAGUAAGCAUUCUGCAGUGGUACCCGGUUUUGCUAACUUACUGAUUUCCAGUAGACCCUAUGCUGCGAAGAAAGAGUCCAGUAAAAAAAAAUCCAGAAGUGGUGCAGGAAAGAAAACUUCCAAACCAGAGCCUGCCCCCAAAAAGAAACGGAACAAGCCAGGCUUGCCAUGUGGGCCGACAGAUGACGUCUAUUUGACGUGGUACUACCAGAGACCCGUUUAUGAAGCAGAAGUGGCUGUAGAUAUGCUGAAGAAGUUUCAGCAAUUGGACUUUACUGACCCCAGACAGCAUGUGUAUGCUGAUUUCACCCUGGAUAUGGCAAAGGACACGAAGAAAGCUGUGGAGCCCUUUGCUGCUGCUGUUCUUCUGCCUUACCAGUUUGUGGACGACUUCCACAAGGUUGUGGUAUUCACAGAGAAUGCAGAUGAAGCUGCUUUAGCAAAAGAACACGGAGCUGUGGCUGUAGGAGGAUCUGAAUUAGUUAAGUCUAUUUUAGGUGGUCAUCUUGAAGCAGAUUAUUACGUAACCGUGCCUUCAAUGAUACCCAAGCUUACCACUUUAAGGCCCGUAUUGAAAGACAAGUACCCGAAGUCUAAAAACGGGUCUGUUGGUUACGACAUUCCAAAGAUGCUCAACUUCUUCAGAGCGUGCUGUGAAUAUACGGUGGAACGCGAUAACUUGAUCAAGACAUGCAUCGCAACGCUGGAUAUGCCUAAUGAUCAGAUCGUUGCCAAUCUGGAUGCGAUGGUUAAGGACGUUUGUAAAUACAAACCUUUGAGCUAUGGUUCCUUUGUGACACGCUUGAUUAUUCGAAGUUCAACCAGCGAAGGUUUAGGUUUAAAGUUUGAGCGCUUUCUCCCUCAAGAAGCUAUAAAAGAAAAAGCAGAAGAGAAGGUGGAAGGAGAUGACAGGGACGACAGCGGUGACGAAGAAGAGAUGCAGCAGUCCAAAUAAUCGGAGUAUUGACAUCGCCAUUUGCUCUGUACGAAAGCCGGAAACCAGCAAUUCUGCUCCUUAUUUCAGUGGAACUUAAAAAGUUGUGCAAGAAAUAGCCCCUCUCUCUGCCUCUUCCUCUUCCUCCUCCCCCGCCUCUAGGGUAGGCUUCAUAACUCAAGAUGAGCAGUCAGCUUAAAAAAGACGCUGGUUUCCUGUCUCGUCUUAAGAAUCUGUCCCAAUGUUUGAGAUCCUAAUUGAUUAUAGAAUUGACUCCCAUAGCAUUACUCCUUCACUCAUAAAACAUCAGUUAGGCGUAGUCCUUGACGGCACAGAGCUCUUGCUAGCAACAAAAGUUCUGCUCCGGUUUGCAUUAGUGUGACGUGGCGGGAUCUGACUCCAGAUUGCAUUCCUGUGGCAAGAGAAUGUAAAAGGCUCAAGUCUCCGUUUGUUUAAUCAGCAUAAGAGUCGGUUGAAUCAUUUCCAAAUUUCUUUUUUUAAAAAGUGUAGCUGUGAGAGAAACCACCCGAUCAUCAUCUGAAGUUGCUUAUGUAUCUUUUGUGUAUUUUUUUUUAAUUAAAUUGCUCGAUUGUGGUUUUAUGGCUUUGCACAGUUGAUAAUUCCAAUCUGAGCAUAGUUAUCUUUUGUGGAGGCACUUGGGUUACGGAGUGCAUCCUGAACCCUGAGUCUCGGCAUGAACUUGUGAGACAGCUAUGCAACACCCGAAUUCGGAUUCCACCCUCAGGCCUCGGGCGAGUCACUGUUUUUCCUUCUUGGCGUUUAAUCUGUGAAAUGGGAACAAGGAGUCAUGAGAUCAAAAUAGAAGGCAAGCUCCAGCAGGUGCUAAGGGUGAGGAAUUGCUGGAUCCCUGAGGCCACUCGUCCCCCACUAAGCCCAGAGGAAGUGGAACAAAUCUUGUAGACAAAGGCAGCUUGUUGACAGCCAAUAUGGCAUGUCGGUUAAAGUGUCGGACUCAGUCACGUAGCUCGGUGGGUCCCCUUGGCCCAGUCAUUGUUUUUUAGCCGAGCCUACCUCACAGGGUUGAUGUGAGGAUAAAAUGGAGGAGGGGAGAACCGUGUAUGUUUUCCUGAGUUCUUUGGAGUGAAGGUGGGAUUAAAAAAAU
This is a messenger RNA of Eublepharis macularius, 2145 nucleotides long. It is a transcript of the gene MRPL1, whose product is annotated as mitochondrial ribosomal protein L1. The coding region runs from base 18 to 1043 and encodes 341 amino acids. The record is from RefSeq and is a predicted model, not a curated record. Lineage: Eukaryota; Metazoa; Chordata; Lepidosauria; Squamata; Eublepharidae. The transcript is spliced from 9 exons.